Messenger RNA from Suillus paluster, 696 nucleotides. RefSeq lists its product as uncharacterized. The record is from RefSeq and is a predicted model, not a curated record. NCBI's taxonomy places the organism in Eukaryota, Fungi, Basidiomycota, Agaricomycetes, Boletales, Suillaceae. The transcript has 3 exons. The coding region runs from base 1 to 696 and encodes 231 amino acids.
AUGGUCAUCGUUGACAAGUCAGGAGUCCAUCGCCUCCAGGUUCGAUGCUGUGAUUGUCCCAAUGCCAUGAGUCCAGACAUUCAAAUGUUUCGACAUGGCUUUUUCCCUGCAUCAUUUAACAAGCCGAAGACCAUGUUCACCUUCAGAGUGCUAGAUGAAUUUCUGUUGGACAACCUCGAAUGCGGCACCUCAGCGAUGAACUAUUACAGCAAGCUUCAGCAAAUGACCUUGAGUGUGUUUCCACACCUUGUUCCGUGGAGGCAGUUAAAGUCUAUGAAAUGGCAUGGCUUCAGGCAUCGUUCUGACAACCUGAAUGCUGGAGAUCUCGCAUUAUUUUGCUUGGCAUGUCCUCAGCCCAGGAUUAACAUAUGCUUGUCAGGGGAUGAAUCACUUGAUGACUGGAAAUACACCUGGUCAUUUGUGAUGGAUGGAAAUUUCAAAGCCGAACACCUGCAUCCCAUCAAGCCAUAUGAUGAAGUUUGGCUCUCCAAUGGGUUGGGAUUUAUGGUGGGAAAGGAAAGGUAUCAAAAGCAUCUUGAAGAGGCUGCUGACACUGUGGAAAAAUCGAGCUGCAACAAUCAUCGGGCUAUCAAUCAAGCAAAUGCAGCUCAGCACAAGCUGGAGUCCACCGGUAUUGGGGGAGUAGCCUGUGCGCAACACAGUUGCUUUGUCCCUCACUCGAUGGUAGAUUUUUAG